Molecule: messenger RNA, 4996 nt
Organism: Zootoca vivipara (common lizard)
Lineage: Eukaryota; Metazoa; Chordata; Lepidosauria; Squamata; Lacertidae
Gene: SNTB1
Product: syntrophin beta 1
Cellular component (GO): intracellular anatomical structure; synapse; dystrophin-associated glycoprotein complex
Molecular function (GO): protein binding; structural molecule activity
Source: RefSeq, a predicted model, not a curated record
CGCUGCAAGGCUGGGAGCGCUCCGGGCUCCCCCUGGUCCCUCCCUCUCCUCCUCCUCCCUCGGUCCUCAACGCCUCUCUCUCUCUUUCGCUCGGGCGCCGAGGAGAAGUCUUGCGCGCUCCUCCGCGCGCCCUCUUUCGCUUCCCUUGCCCGUCCGCCUGUCUGUGCGCGCCCUCGAUCACAUGGUGCUUCGAGAAAUGCUCCAAAGAUGGCGGUAGCGGCGGCCGGAGGGGGAGGCGGCGUCGGUCGGGUGCAGCGCAGUGGCGCGCUGGAAGUUUUGGUGCGCGACCGGUGGCACCGGGUGCUGGUGAGCCUGAGCGACGAGGCGCUGGUGCUGAGCGCCGACGAGGGUGGCGCUCCCAUCGCCGCCGCCGCCGCGUACAACGGCAUCGGGGCGUCGGGUAGCAACGGCAAUGGGACUUUCUGCAGCGGGGCAGCGCUGGGUCCGGCGUCGGGGGGCGGCUCGGCCGCCUGCAGCCUUUCCGGCGGAGGUUCUCCGGAGUCGCCGUCGGGGGGAGGCGGCGGCGACAUGAGCCCCAAAUCGGGUUUGAUGAGCGGGGUGCGCACAGCUUUCACGGACCUGCCCGAGCAAGUCCCCGAAACCAUCUCCAACAAGAAGCGGUGCGUCAAGGUGCUCAAGCAGGAGAUGGGCGGGCUGGGCAUCAGCAUCAAGGGGGGCAAGGAGAACAAGAUGCCCAUCCUGAUCAGCAAGAUCUUCAAAGGGCUGGCCGCCGACCAGACCCAGGCGCUCUACGUCGGGGAUGCCAUCCUGGCCGUCAACGGCACGGACCUGCGCGACGCCACCCACGACGAAGCGGUGCAAGCGCUCAAGAAGGCGGGCAAGGAGGUGGCGCUGGAAGUGAAGUACAUGAGGGAAGCCACCCCCUACGUCAAGAAAGGGUCUCCGGUUUCCGAAAUCGGCUGGGAGACCCCCCCACCUGAGUCCCCGCGGCUGGGGAAUGCGUCCACAGACCCCCUGUCGCAGCUCUCCCUCUCCAUCCACAGAGACAAGAAGACGAUCCCGCUCAAAAUGUGCUACGUGACACGGAACAUGGCAGUGUCGGACCCAGAAAACAGGCUUGUAGAAGUUCAUUCGCCAGAUGCCAGGCACACCCUGGUUCUAAGAAGUAAGGAUUCCGCCACAGCACAGGCCUGGUUCCACUCCAUCCACUCCUGUGUCAGCGAUCUCAUUCCUAAGGCCAUCUCGGAGGUCAAAGAUCAGCUGGGCAAAGCAGGAAUUGCUGGAGCUCGAGAGAUCAGGCACCUCGGCUGGCUCGCAGAAAAGGUGCUGGGAGAGAACGAGAGGCAUUGGAAAGCUGUGCUUGUUGUACUGACUGAGAAGGAUCUCUUGAUGUACGAGAGCAUGCCACGGAUCAAAGAGGCUUGGUUUGGUCCUCUUCAUUCAUACCCUCUGCUGGCCACCAGGCUGGUACAUUCAGGACCCGGGAAAGGCUCCCCCCAGGCCGGGAUGGAUUUGUCCUUUGCUACCCGUACGGGUACGCGGCAAGGAAUCGAAAGCCAUCUCUUCAGGACGGAGACCGGCAGGGACCUCUCGCUGUGGACACGGAGCAUAGUUCAGGGUUGUCACAAUGCUGCAGAACUCUCAAUGGAAAUCACUGCCGCUUGCACCUACAAAAGCCAGGAAUGCCGUUUGACCAUUCAUUAUGAACACGGAUUCUCCCUCGCAGCCGAACCCCGGGAUGGUGCCUUUCCCAAAACCAUUCUACAGUUUCCCUACGAGAAGCUAAAAAUGUCCUCAGACGAUGGAAUUCGGAUGCUUUACUUAGACUUUGGAGGAAAGGAAGGAGAAAUUCAACUGGACCUUCACUCUUGCCCAAAGCCAAUUGUGUUCAUCAUUCAUUCAUUCCUUUCGGCCAAGAUUACAAGACUUGGGUUGGUAGCGUAAGCACAGUCUGAAGGAAGAACGAAGGGGCUGCCUGCACAAUCUAAAUGGCAAGGGACAUCUUAUUCUGCACAGGAGCAAUGCCCACGUUUGGACCAGCUACCAAAAUGGAGCACAGAAAGGAGCAAGAGUUGCCGAGACGCUUGAGAGCAGGACAUUUGCUUCGACUAACACACUGCAGGGGAAAUAAAACCGAUUGCUUGUAAAUAAAGGAAAUAAAUAAAUAAAUAUUGAAGGAGCAAAUAGCUUAAAUACUACAGUGUGGCAUUUCCGGUAUACAUAACUGUGCCUGUAACAGUGCUCAGAGAGCGGUGGUUUUCAAACUGGGCUCUGAGAAACUGUGGUGUGGGAUGCCUCAGUUAGAAAAUCAGCGACGUGAGAACAGCUCCCCUGAACAUAAAGCAAGCCCACCAUUUUCCCUGGCAUCGCCCAGCCGCAGUGGAGCAACGGUCAACUUUAGGGUGCCCCUCUCUGUUCAUGUGACAUGACAACUGCUCCCCACAGAUGGGGCCCGACAGUCUUUCUGGACUGAUAAAAGUGUGUCCCCAAAACAUCCCUGAAAUCUGCAGCCCAUUGUGGGUGAGGAGCUUCGGUUGAACACAGAUGUGGGCAGGGGUUCUGAGAGUAUGAAGUUUGAAAACCGCUGAUGAGUGAAAAUAAGGGCUAGGAGAACACAGUAAGCAUUUUAUCCACAGAAGAUCUGGUGAAAAGUUGUCAAGGUCUUGUGCAACCGUGGACUUUGUAUCUGCUGAGCCAUCUUUCCGUUUUCAGAAAACUCCACUUUCCUGCCAUUGAUGCACCAGCAGAGUAGUUUGCUUGUCCAGACAAAGGUGGGAAUGGUUUGGAAAUCUAGUUCUCUGUGAACAUCGCACAAAAGGGCACUAUUCCCAGGGGGAGAGGUCAGACUGAGGCAGCAUUGCUAAGCCAGUCAGUCAUGACCGGAGCAGGGGGGAACCUCAGAAGUGUCCUUAAAUACUGCAGCUUAAGGGUUACAAUGGCCACAUUUGGCUGUAGAAGCCGCUGUGACCGGUCACUUAAUAAAUCUGACUUUCGUAAAAUGGAAUUGCUCAGUUAACAGUAAUAACUUGUGUUGAGAGAAACAGUAUAUAUGAAAUUAUGUGAUGCAUUUCAAAUCCGUUUUAAUCUGAAGGCAGUGAAGAUCCUUUUGGAAGAAUUUUAAGAUGGGGAGGCUCAUUUUGAAUUGAGCUUCGGCUAUAGGUCCUUCAGUGGUGAUGCUUUCCGCCAACAGCGCAAGGGAAGGGUUCUUUAAUUCCUCCCUUCCCAGCAACAAACCUUGGCAACCCUUUAUUAUGCCGUUUCACUCCCAUUUGCUGGCUUCUUGAUCCAAGUAUAGAUCUGAACUGCUGCGGUGUAAUAACACCAGCAGCACUCGGGAGCAGCCAGUCACCAUGGCAAAGUACCAUUUUAUUGGGCUGGAGCAGACCCAGGGAAGUGCGUUGACUUAAUUCAGUCAUGACUAACUUGUCCAUUGAUGUCAAUGGGGCUCCUCUGAAUAUGACUUGGUUGGAUAUGACCCACAAAGGAUAUUGCUUGAAUGCAGUCUUCCAAAUGCAUCAACACUAAAACCCUAUCUUGUACACACACAAAAAGGCAGAAAAUGCGAUCGGGAGACCCUGAGCUGGUGGCUUUCAGUAUAACAAUUAUCCUUAUUAUCCAAGCUUCCUAAAACACUGCUAAUUUUUUCGAUGUUGAUUCCCUCUGACAGACAAAAGGGAGCUCAGUUGUGUUUCAUUUUAAUUGUUUCCCGGAAGUGGGACACGGCAACUAAAUCUCUUUUUAGAGUUAUUUUUGUACAUGGGGGAAAUACAUUGUUUUACACACAGAAGAUACCAAACGGGAUCCGUAUUACGGUGCAGAUCUUAACCAUGGCAAACGGAUCAAAUGUUGCUUAGCACACCAUGCACUUAACUUCGUCCAGAACUGAGCAUUAAGCCAGAGUUUCCUAACCAGGAUUUGAAGCUAAUAAUAAAACCCUGGUUAUAGAGUAUGUGCUUGGCAUUAAUAACAGCUAUGCCUGGCACUGGUGUAAUUGUUAAUGAUGGUAAAUGCUGGCAUGGUGCAAGCAGAGGAGGGAAAGUACUGAAGCCCUUGAGAAGGGAGGGAUAUGAUUAUAGUGGUCUUCCAAUGUAGUAUAAUAGCGGUCUGUCACUGUAGUAUUUCCCUGAUCUAGGGCACAGAAGACUCUACGGCAGGCACCCUCAAACUUAGGCCCUCCAGAUGUUUUGGACUACAAUUUGCAUCAUCCCUGACCACUGGUCCUGUUAGCUAGGGAUCAUGGGAGUUGUAGGCCAAAACAUCUGGAGGGCCACAGUUUGGGGAUGCCUGCUCUAUGGGCUUCCACAUUUCACUUGAAUGGACUUAGGAGUGGAAUGGAUCCAGGGGUAGGUCUUGGUCCUGCAUUUACAGCAUAGGAACAUCUUUGCAGGUAAGGGAUCUCUAUAAGUGAAAUAAAGGUGUCCAUGUCAGUUGAAGGAUGAUAGAGGGAUAUGUGAGGUUGGGCUAAAAAUUUUCCUUUUGUGAAAAAUAAAAGAACAUGCAAAUAUGCAGAAGGAGAGCCAUCAACCCCAUGCGCUUGCCAUCGUCACGCAAAAUACAAGUUCUUCAUUCAAUACAAGUGAAAUUGCAAAGGGAGAGCGUUUAUGGAUUUGAGUGAAAGAAAAUAACCCAGAAUUACUGCGUAUUGUAGGGAAAGUCAAUGCAUGUGUAAAUUAUACUGUGCUACUUCCUUAAACACUUUUUUAAAAAAAAAAAAUCACUGGAAUGUUAUAGAUAUACCUGCAUUGUAAAUAAUCAGAAUUUAUCUAUUAGUUAUCAAUUAAUAAAUAACACAGUAUGUCAUGUAAUUUACGGUGCUCAGAUUACAAUAUAAAGAAUAAGCGAAUAAUUUGCAAAGAGAAAAAAAAUGUUAUAUAUUUAUAGACAAAUUAAAUACAGAUUUUGGAUCGACUCAUAUUUGGUUGGAGUUGAUAGAACGAAUUAUACGGCGCUACUCAAGAUUUGUAAGAAUUUAGUUUAAAAUAUUUAUAUUUUAGAGGAAAAAAUACUAUAUUUAAUAAAAAAUUCAUUUACUGGA